AUGUUCCUGAACCGCUGCAUUCACGAGGAGCUGACAUACACGCUCUACACCACCGUCACUUUCCGCUUCACCGAACCCGGCGAUGUUGCCCGGUUCUGUUCAAUGAUCGGUCCUCGGAAUUGCUCCUCCCUCCGCAAGAUCCAGCUAGCCUUUUCGGUCACCUGCUACAUCGGAUGUUUCGGCCCUUGGGCCAUUCCCGAGAUCCUUCUUACCGGACAUAUCCACCCCAUGAACAACAAGCCGCGCCUGCUGAAGGAGUGCGGAAAAUACAAAAAAUACCGCGACAUCCCAAAGAUCUUGCGGGCAUUGCCGCUUACGGAGGUCACAGUCUGGACGACGGCGGCCACAAAGACGAAGCACUGUACGCCGUUCUACGUCGAUUAUCGGUGGAUCUUCAAGCUUGUUGCGGUGGAGCUGCCGAGCGUGAAGAACAUCUAUAUCGCGACACCAAUGUGGCAAAGGGAGCUGGAUGAAGUGAGCGACAUGCCGUGGGAAAGGUUGAUGUAA
Molecule: messenger RNA, 507 nt
Organism: Coniosporium apollinis CBS 100218
Lineage: Eukaryota; Fungi; Ascomycota; Dothideomycetes
Exons: 1
Coding region: 1-507 (168 amino acids)
Source: RefSeq, a predicted model, not a curated record